UAACAGUACAUGGUAUUUAUGUUUAGUGUCUUGUUUUGUUUAGUUCCUCCCACAGAUCUGACGUUAGAAGUCAAAGUUGAUAAAGACAGUCAAAUGUAUGCUACUUGCACUGUGUAUGGCUCGAAUCCUGUCUGCAACGUUCAGUUUAAAGCUCCAAGAGGUAUCAUCGGAUCAGAAAGGUCUUCAGAGAACAUAAGUCUACCCCAUGGUGCGUGGAAUUCUGUGUAUGAAGUAAACUUGAAUGUCAGUGAAGAAGACAAUGGUAAAGAUGUAACGUGUAAAGUUGAGUGUGACGAGUUUCCUGUUGACCUUACAGACACUGUCAAAAUACUUCUGCCUUCCACAAACGAAACAGGUGUAGGUUUAGGAGCUGUUAUUGGAUCCGUUAUUGCUGUAUUAGCUGUUGGAAUUCUUAUUGGUGCGAUUUGUACCGUGUUUAUUCUUACUAGAAAAAGAAUUAAAACAGGCUCGAAAACACAGCCGACAGUUUCUCAUGAAACAGAAUUAAAUGAACCACCAACUGCUCUGGACACCUACGAGCAACUUCAAAACAGAACAGAUACUGAAAUCAGGCGAACUUAUGAUUCUCUUGAAGUCAGCUCCGGAGAACAACCAAACAGCGAAUCACAGUAUGAGAGCCUGAAUCAGGAAGCAGAGAAAUAUCACACAUAUACAGAACUAAAACAAAGCCGAUAAAUCUAAAGAACCUACUUGAGAGAUUCGCCUUGAACGUUGAACUUUAUAGAAGGAUUGUUUGUAAUAUUUGUAAUUCUGUUAUUUUAAUAAAAGAAAAUUAAUGAAAGAUAUCGUUAAACAAAUAGUCUCACUGUACAUAAAGAUAUAAGAUGAAAUUAUGUAAUAGAUGAAAAGGGCUAUGUAUUCUGUUAUGUAUACACCUGGAAAUAAGUUAAGCACACCCGGCAUGUUGCUUCAAUUUUGACAUGACUACAGCUGAAAUCUUAAAUGUUUUUGGGCAAUGGUAUGAACCACCUAUAGUCAACCUGAAACAGCUGGAACAAGCUCUGCACAAAGAAUGGCAACAUUUACUUCAAAAUCGCAUUAGACGCCUUACUGGUAUUAUGAGAGGAAGGACUGAGACUAUCAUCCGGGCACGUGGCAGCUACACACGCUACUAAAAAUUCGGCUACAAAAUGUCAUUUACCAAACAUAUCUACCAGUAAUUAUUUUGUAAACUCUUCAUAAACUCUUACAAUUGUUGUACAAAAAAACGACCACAUUUGCUUAAGCUUCAAUUAUUUGGUUAACAUACAA
Messenger RNA from Ruditapes philippinarum (Manila clam), 1272 nucleotides. RefSeq lists its product as uncharacterized. NCBI's taxonomy places the organism in Eukaryota, Metazoa, Mollusca, Bivalvia, Venerida, Veneridae. The transcript has 6 exons. The record is from RefSeq and is a predicted model, not a curated record. Bases 10 to 696 code for a protein of 228 amino acids.